Messenger RNA from Lepus europaeus (European hare), 201 nucleotides. RefSeq names its product small integral membrane protein 43 (gene SMIM43). The transcript has a single exon. The coding region runs from base 10 to 201 and encodes 63 amino acids. The record is from RefSeq and is a predicted model, not a curated record. NCBI's taxonomy places the organism in Eukaryota, Metazoa, Chordata, Mammalia, Lagomorpha, Leporidae.
GCCUCCAGCAUGGAGUGGGAGCUCAACUUGCUGCUCUACCUGGCGCUCUUCUUCUUCCUUCUCUUCCUACUUUUCCUCCUUCUCUUCGUGGUCAUCAAGCAGCUGAAGAACUCCGUGGCCAGCACCGCUGGGGCGCUCCAGCCCGGGCGCCUCUCGCUGCACCGCGAGCCUUGGGGCUUCUCUCACGAGCAAGCGGUGUGA